Messenger RNA from Harpia harpyja (harpy eagle), 4235 nucleotides. RefSeq names its product KLF transcription factor 15 (gene KLF15). Gene Ontology annotation, biological process: regulation of transcription by RNA polymerase II. The transcript is spliced from 2 exons. Gene Ontology annotation, molecular function: RNA polymerase II cis-regulatory region sequence-specific DNA binding; DNA-binding transcription factor activity, RNA polymerase II-specific. Bases 1023 to 2348 code for a protein of 441 amino acids. NCBI's taxonomy places the organism in Eukaryota, Metazoa, Chordata, Aves, Accipitriformes, Accipitridae. The record is from RefSeq and is a predicted model, not a curated record.
AUAGAUGCCCCUCCUGCCUUCCCCUCCCCAGAAACCUUUCUAGGAAGUUUGCUUGGCUUAACUGGCAAGGCGCAGGACGGUCACCGCUGUCGGUGAGCGUUGCGGUGGGCUGCGCUAGGAAGGAUGGAUUUUACCCUCGUGCCUCUGUGGGGUUGCAGCAGGACUAUGGCUCAUGUGAGUAGGAGCUUGUGGGAUGCUGCCCGCUCGCUGCCUUAACACCGGGGGGGAGACUGGGAGCGCAGCUGCCCACCAUGGGUCACGGCAGAUUGAGAUGCCGGGGGUCUGUACGAGCCCUCCCAGUUUAGCAACUGGCGUGAGGUUCAGAUCACCUCGACCUCCCAGAGAGAGAGGAGUAUGGAGUGAUGAGGUGAAACCAGCCACCAGCUGGCUUGCCAGGACAUGGUAAUUAGCUCAAUGCAGUGCCAGCCUUAUUAAGGGCAGUGCAGGUGAUGAUGACGUUGGCACACUGAUUCAUUACAUCUGGAAGGGAAAAUCCGCCUAGUAAAUGCUGAAGCACAGUAAAUAUUUUUGGCUCCUGACAGAUUGAUCCUUGCAUUAUGCUGAUUAGCCUAUAUUUGUGGAACUGAGGAAGUUAAAAAUAAGGUUGGUGGAAAGCUACAAGAUAAGGAAAGGAUUUGCAUUUUAUGGCCACCAGCAAUAAACUUCUUUUUUUAUUUGUUUUUUGGGUGGUAAAAAUUUCAACACUUUAUUUUUUCUCCCCAUUCCCUUCUUUGGCUCUAGGUUUCACUGUUAGGUGAAAGCCCAUAAUUUAUUUUCUCUUGCCAAUAAUAUUCUGGAAGGGAGCUGUAAAUCUAGAGCGCACACAGUUGGGAAAUGAUUUCUGAAAGAAUUCUUUUGCAAAUACGUGGUGCAAUCCUGCAAAAUGCUUUGGCCCUGACAGACCUUAGGGGGUGGUACAGACAUAUCAAAGCGUGUAGCAGCAUGUGUACUCAGUGAGAGUGGAUGCUUUGGACUUUCCUGUGAGCGAGAGGGCUUUACGAGCUUUAAGUUCAUGGAGAUAAAUGAUUAAACCAACUUCUGACUGUUGCUGUUUUGUUUUCCUACACUCAGGCUCUCACCUGAACUUUCACCGCCUGGUAUAUGCUGUUGGGAUAUCCGUAAGAGAUCGCCCAGGAAUGGUGGAUCACUUGCUGCCUACUGAUGAAUCCUUUUCAUCUACAAGAUCUUCUCUUGGAUACUUUGGGGACAUGACAGCAGGGGUGAGGUCCUACCAAAUGCUGCCCUCUCCCCUGUCAGAAGAUGACAGCGACUCGUCCAGCUUUUGUUCUUGUUCCAGCCCUGACUCCCAGGUUCUCAGCUCCAGCUAUGGAAGCACGUCCAGUGCGGAAAGUCAGGACAGUAUCUUAGACUACUUAUUGUCCCAGGCAUCUUUGGGGAACACUGCUGCGUCAUGGUGGGACAAAAGGAGACUUCAGCCAAUAGUGAAAGAGGAGUACUUUAGGUUGCCUGAAUUUGCCGUGGAUAUGGAAGACUCAGGACCAUUUCAGCCCACGCUUGAGGAAAUUGAGGAAUUUCUGGAGGAGAACAUGGAGUUGGAGCUCAAAGAAAGACCUAAAAGCGAGACCAAGGACUUGAGAGCUUGCAGCCAAGUUUCUGUUGCUUCGCUACAGCAAAAAGACCAUAUGUUACCCAGCGCGAGUUUAAAAGAGAGUAAAAAUGAACAGUUGAGCAGCUCAGCGGAAGGUGGCCAAGCUUCAAAUGGAGGAAUGUCCCUGGAGAAUGGGAUACCAGUUAUGCUCCAAAUUCAGCCUGUACAGAUCAAACAGGAGUCCAACACGAGCCCCAGUUCCCAAGGACCAGCACAAGACAACAUUAAAAUUGCACAGCUCCUAGUCAACAUCCAAGGACAGACAUUUGCCCUUGUGCCUCAGAUAGUUCAGUCGUCCAAUUUGAACUUGUCCUCUAAAUUUGUCCGCAUUGCUCCCGUCCCCAUCGCCGCCAAGCCAAUUGGGCCAGGAGGCAUGAUCCAGGGUCAGACAGGAAUCAUCAUGGGUCAGAAAUUUCAAAAGAACCCUGCAGCAGAACUCAUUAAAAUGCACAAAUGUUCUUUUCCUGGUUGUACCAAGAUGUACACGAAAAGCAGCCAUUUGAAAGCCCACCUGAGGAGGCAUACGGGAGAAAAGCCUUUUGCAUGCACGUGGCCGGGUUGUGGAUGGAGGUUCUCCAGGUCAGAUGAGCUGUCCCGGCACAGGCGCUCCCACUCGGGGGUGAAACCCUACCAGUGUCCUGUCUGCGAGAAGAAGUUUGCUCGAAGUGACCACUUGUCCAAACAUGUCAAGGUGCAUCGGUUCCCACGAAGCAACCGCUCCGUCCGCUCCGUGAACUGAUUGGUCCCCGCUUUCCCCUUCCCGCCCAGCCAUCCUACAACAGCCGAUGACAGCACUUUGCUCACUAUAUUUCUAGUGAUAAUUUAUUUGUCUCCACAGAACAGUCAAUGCUGUUACCUGAUACCACCAUGUCUGAGUAUCCCAUGUCCUUUAAAGAUGAUUUGAGAAUGAAGUUCUUUUUGGGUCAAGGGAGGGGGAUGCUUCUUCCUUUUUGUCUUUUUUUUUUUUUUUUUUAAGUAUGUUAUUUUCCUUUCCUUCUAUCUUUCCCUCCUUUGCUGCUGCUUCUUUUGGAAAUUAGUGUUUUAUUUUUAGCUGUUUUCUGCUGCACAGGAAAAUGUAAGAGUUGCUUGCUGCUAGUUAAUUAUAGCCCUGGCAUUCCUGAGGGCUUUGCUCAUGUACAGGCCAUUCAUUGUGAGUUUUUAUUAAGCUGCUCUAUUUGUCCAGUUUGGAAACAGCAAAUUCCUUUUGAAAUGAAAACAACUCCUUUGUUUUUGGGUCGCCUGAGCCAAGGAUUUGUAGGGGCUGGCCAUAGGAGGAGGAACAGUGGGAGUCAGGGACAGGGGGAGGCAAGGCAUGGAGAGCGCUGGAAUGCGCCUCCGCACCUCUGAUUUCUCCGUCUCACAUUUACCUUUUCCUUGGCUAGGGCUAUAUAUAAAUAUUUAUGUAUAUAUAUUCAUACAUACAUAUAAAUAUAUAUUUAAGCAAAGGCGUACCCCAAGCAAACCCGGAAGCUCAGGCUGGAUGAAAUGGCUUGGAGUGGAGCCUUCUGGUGUGGCUGAGCGCAUACUUCUGUGCAUGCUUCUCCUGUCCUGUGCUGCCAUGGGGGUGAAAGGGUGCCCAUGCGUCGAAGGAAACGCUGCUUUCCUUUGACUCUGGUUUGCAGCAUCCACCGUCUUUAGCAGAAGAGCUGUUGUCCGGCACGUAAAGCAGCAGGAAGCCGUUUGUGAGAACGGCUGAGCUCUGUUCCUGUCUCUGCUCCUGUCCUCUUGUGUGAUCUUGGGGGAGAAACCCGAGCGCCAGCCCAGGAGAUGCCCGGUGGUCCUGGGGAGCACCGAGCAUCCACUGCGAGUCAACGCCUCGCUGGUUGGAGCCAAGUCUCCUCCGUUCGUCCUCUGGCCGGCAGCGCCUUGUAGGUUGUAGCUGUACCCAGGGGAGGGUGGGAGGCAUCGUGGCCUGGUGGGACAGCACUGUGAGAUCUUCUGUCCAAGGGUGAUCUUCAGUGCUGAUCCUCUCCUUACUGACAGCUGUGUCAGAGCUCCGUGCAGCUGGGGUGGGCGAAUGGGUGAGAACAGUAGCCAAAAGAAACAAAUUUGUGUGGUAGCUGGCUAAGAAGGGAAUUUAAACAAAUAAUCAGAUGGUAGCAGGCAAGUGAUUUUGUUUGUGUUUCUUCUCGUUUUGUUUUUCCUUUUGAACUCUGGCAAUUGUAAGAAGCUUUAGAAGAAAAUAGAAUUCAGUAAUUAGGAACGAUUUUAUAAUGGAUGUUGCAUUUCCUUUCCAUUCGCAGACAGCAUCUGUUUGUCUUUUUGUUGGCAAAAUGGGAAAUGGGAAACUGUGAUUCUAGCGCUAGGCAGAGCAGGAGCCCACGCUGUGCAAGAACAACAGGUCUAGAUAAAGCGAAUGCAUUCCUUUUGUCCUCUAGAAAUUAAUAUAAGUGAACUAUCAUCUGUUGACUGGUUUAUAUCACAUCCUAUGAAUGUAUGUAAAUAAAACUGUACAUAGAUGCAUAUCUAUAUAAAAUAUCUUUUAAUAACGUAUCAAAAUUUGUGUAAAUUGGAAACAAAAAUACCUAUAAAGCCAGUGUACAUAAGUUACAAUUCUGUAUAUUUUCUUUUGUUCUUCAUAAAAAUAUAUUUACUUUGACAAUAAAAUGAAAAUGAAAAUUUUAAA